Messenger RNA from Limulus polyphemus (Atlantic horseshoe crab), 1040 nucleotides. RefSeq lists its product as uncharacterized. The coding region runs from base 128 to 820 and encodes 230 amino acids. Lineage: Eukaryota; Metazoa; Arthropoda; Merostomata; Xiphosura; Limulidae. The record is from RefSeq and is a predicted model, not a curated record. The transcript is spliced from 3 exons.
CGAAAUACGUUUUCAUUUUGGAAUUAACUAGCCAAGUUUAUUUUCAUUGCUUCUGUAACAUUGGGCCACUUUCAACGAUGGCUACUCUUGAGAGCAGGGCUCUUUGAGUCAAAGCACUGUUACGGGCAUGAUUCAGCAUCUUCAUGUUGCUCUCUUAUUCGUCUGCAACUUUUCAAACUUGAUGCUUUCCAUCAGUUUGAAAUCACAGAGUUUUUCAAGUGAGACCUUCCGAGUUGUCAUAUGGAAUAAAACUCAGAACUCUGCUUGGACCAAUACGGUGGUCAGCGAUGUUGCAUGCGUUGCUGUUUGUGGCAGCACAAAGCAAUGUGUCGCUGUUAAUAUUGUUCCCCGCAAGGAAAGUCUUGAAUGUAAGAUCCUGAGCAAUUUAGGGGGAGACUUUAUUGAACACCCAGGAGCCAAGCUACUUGUGGCUGAGAAAGAUAUCAAGACUUGUGCAACUGUUACCUGUGAAAACAACGCUACCUGUCAGGAUAUCCGGCCCGAAGUGAAGGAUUUGUUAAAAGCCUUUAGCUGUGUUUGUCCAUGUGGAUAUUGUGGCGUUUACUGCGAGAAACUAAAUUACUGGUCUCAACGUGGAGUAGCUAUUGCAGAGCACAAUAUCCCCUUUCCCAGCUAUGUACAGUUCGAUGGCUCUACAGAUGCUUGCAUAGAAAUAUGUCUUAACACCCCCGGCUGUAAAUCUGCCGAUUUUUCCACCAAGGAUUCCACUUGCCUUCUGAAUGACGUCAACCGAGAUAUGGAGGAGCUGUCCAGCUUUAAAGGAUUUAUAUAUUUGGAGCCUUCCUGUAUCUGUGAUUGAUAUGUGGCAACCAUCACCUAAUUUUAGAGUAGUUACACUUAUGUGCUCAUACAUGUAUAGGAGUCUGCAGUUGAAUCGGUAUAUUAAUAAAAUAUCUGUAAUAAAAUCGGACGGAUGCUAAUAUUAGAAUGACCAAAAUUUAUAUGUUCAACAAGUCAACCAACGCCUAGGAUUGUAUGAAUUAGUAAAUUUAACAACAAUUAAGUUUCUGUAAAUUAGU